AUGGAAAGGGGAAACAACCUCAAAGCUAAGCUCAAACCCUUGCAUCCUUCCAAGAUCUUGAACCAAAAUAAGGAGGCAAAAUGCCUCCAGUCCUGAUCGCUGGAGAUGCUGCUACCCAGAUUGCGGGCCAUGGAGGAGCAGGAUGACAAGUUCACCAACAUCCUGGAUGCAGUGGGAGAGUUCAGCGCGUUCCAGCAGAGGCUGGUGGCCCUCACCUUCAUCCCCAUUGUCCUGUCAGCCUUCUUCUUCAUGUUUGCUGAUGUCUUCGUGUUCACAGCCCAGAAGCCCUAUUGCAACACCAGCUGGAUCCUGGCUGUGGGCCCCAACUUGUCUGUGGCCUUGCAGCUGAAUCUCACCCUGCCUAGGGAUCCCAACAGCAGUUUCCUGACGUGCCUCAUGUACUUGCCUGUGGACUGGGAUCUGGAUCAUAUCAUCCAGUUUGGCCUCAACUAUGCAAACUUGUGCCAAGACAGGUGGAUCUACCCUGAGACCAAGAAGCAGUGACUGGUCAGUGAGAUGGGUCCUUUUGACCUGGUGUGUGGCAAGGAACUGAAUACAGAAGCUGUGCAGACCAUGUUCAUGGUGGGCCUCCUGAUAGGGUCCCUUAUCUUCGGGUUCCUAAGUGACAAGCUGGGCCGCCACCCCACCAUCUUCCUGUCUCUGCUAGGCCUGACCAUCUUCGGCUUUGGGACAGCCUUUGUCAGCAGCUUCCACCAUAGCUUCCACUUCAGUGUGUCCCAGGCAGUGGUGGGCUACAUCAUCAUCAGCCUGUCUCUAGCCACCAAGUGGCUGGUGGGCAUGCAGCGGGCCUGUGCCAUCAUCCUGGAGCACCGCUGCUUCGCUGUGGGGACCAUGUUCCUGAGAGGGCUGACCUACAGCCUCCCACACUGGCAGCGGCUGUUUCUGGUGGGCAGGGCCCUCGUGUUCCCUCUCACCUCCUACGUCUGGCAUGUGAGUCGCCCCAUGCCGGAGCAGGAUGGCCGCAGCAGAGGUGGGGGAGCUCUGGGGCACCUGGAAUGGUGGAUAAGAAAGGGGCGGACCAUGCAGGAUCCUUCUGGAGUCCUGAGGUGGCUGAUGAUGAAAGGGAAGGUGGAGGAGGCCAAGCAAGUGCUGUGCUCUACAGCUGGCAUGAACAAAAAGGCAAUCCCUUCAAGCUGCUGGACAAGCUUGAGAAGAAUGCUGACAGCAAAACUGAACCCUCUGAACCCUGCCAGGGGAAGGCCAGACCUUGUGUUGCAUCUGCCUGGAAAGAAGGGGACUAAGGCCUCCGUUCUGGACUUCUAUAACAACAGGCAUCUCCACAAGGUGACCUUGGUGAUGGGCUGCGUGUGAUGAGUGUCCUGGACUGGCCAAAGGGACUGCAAACCAGGACUCUGAUGAGGAGCUGGGCGGCCAGGCUGCAGGGGGAGCAAGGUCGAGGGACAUCCAGAGACACGCCCUUGUGCGGAGAGAGGGGCCUUCCCUGCCCCUUUCCAGUCUGUCAGAUCUGAGCUAAAUAUGAGCAGGUGCAGCAAAAAAGGUCCUCCAGUGGCUACCAUGGGCCCUGCUCCUCCUCCGUAGCCUCUUGUGGGGAAAUGCCUGUUACAGGUACCGUCACUAGGAGAAAGUCCCCUGCCUGCUGAACAUUGAGUGACCCUGGACUAAACUCCUAGGAACAGUGUUCGCAUGGGGUGGUGCCCUACACCCUGUGGGCUCAGAACUUGAGGAGGAAGUGGGCAAGGUGGGGAGCUGGCAAUAUUUUCAAGAUUUUAAAGAGCCCUAAGACAAUGAAUGUGUCCCACGUCACAGGGCUGGACAGUGGCAGGGCUGAGUAAGUGGGCAUUAAGAUGUUGGUGUUCACAUAACCAGAAGGGCUAACGCCCAGCAUCCCCCCCACUGCUGGGGUUGGCAGGGGGUCCUGCAGUCAGGGCCUGCCUCCAGUGGAUCUCUCCCUCUCUCUGGGGGUAAGAAAUGUGUGUGUCUUGACUGGGACCCUUCUUCUUCCAGAUGUUGGCAGUGUUGACUGGUGAAAACAGAAUGGGGAAACAAACCCAUUAUUAAAUUUCUAUUGCUUGAGUUGUAGCACUCCAAAAUCUCAUGACUAUAGACUAUCUAUGUUAAAAGAACAUAUGGGAUGUGAACAGAUCCCAGAAAUGGGCUGCUUUA
This is a messenger RNA of Manis javanica (Malayan pangolin), 2145 nucleotides long. RefSeq names its product solute carrier family 22 member 14 (gene SLC22A14). Gene Ontology annotation, molecular function: transmembrane transporter activity. The record is from RefSeq and is a predicted model, not a curated record. Gene Ontology annotation, biological process: transmembrane transport. Lineage: Eukaryota; Metazoa; Chordata; Mammalia; Pholidota; Manidae.